GGUUUUCCGUCACUCCAGAUAGCCCGGCAAGCUUAUGGAGAGCACCAUGCACAAACAAUAUGUCCCGCGGGCACGGCAGAGGGGUUGUAGAUCUGCUUAUCACGCAUGAUCUACAAUGGACUGUGGGACGGACCUACCCGAUUGGGUAUGUGGGAGGAGUCCUACCAUAUGAAGGUCACUUCAACGGGCGCGGAUGGGCGAACGACACCUGGAGUAUAAGAGGUCGUCGUACAGGACGAGAUAUCUGGCUGGAUAUGUCGUAAUCGUCGGCUCCUUUACCAUCUCUCCUGCCACCCCAGCACAUUCGACAACAUGAAGUUCUUUCGCGCAGCUCUAUUCGUUGCGCCCCUGGUUGCUGGCGUGCAAGUUGACAGACGGGGCAGGGAGGUAUACGAUGGCUACAGGGUCUUCCGCGUCAUAACCGAUGGUGACCCAGCAGAGUUCGAGGCUCAGCUUCAUUCUUUGUCUGCCAUCGAACUAUCCCGUAAUCAUGGCCAUCUGGAUACGCACCAUUUCGAUAUAGCCGUCCCCCCCGAGAGUCUCGAUGCAUUUGACGCCCUCAACUAUGAGGUUGAGACGCUGACAGAAGAUCUCGGGGCAGAAAUUGCCCUAGAAGGGGAAUUAGAACCAUUUCCAGGCUUAGAGUCAACCGUGUCAACCGCCAAUGUCGGUGCUGCCGCUGCUCUUCCAAGCUUCUCGUGGUUCAGUGCCUACCACCCGUAUGCAGACCACUUGACGUUUUUGAGAAGCUUGCAAGCUGCAUUCCCAUCCAACUCCGAAUUGAUCACUGCUGGCACCUCUUUUGAGGGGAGAACGAUCCAAGGCAUCCACCUUUGGGGCAGCGGUGGUAAAGGCUCUAAGCCAGCCAUCUAUUAUCAUGGCAACGUCCACGCUAGAGAAUGGGUUACUUCAAUGACUGUCGAAUACAUUACCUAUCAGCUCAUCAACAACUACAGCAAUGACACUGCCAUUAAGGCUGUCUUGGACAACUACGACUUUUACAUCUUGCCGAUCGUCAACCCAGAUGGUUUCGUAUACACACAAACCACAACUCGACUAUGGCGUAAGAAUCGGCAGACGCGUUCAGGUACCUCUGCAGUGGGAACUGAUAUAAACCGAAACUGGCCUUAUCAAUGGCAAGGUUCAGGUUCCUCGUCAAGCCCGGGUUCAGAGACCUAUCGUGGAGCAGCACCAGGAGAUACCCCCGAGAACACUGGAAUCCCAUAUGGAGAUAAGCUUGGAGCUGGAAAGGGUAUCAAGUUAUACAUCGACUGGCACAGCUACGGUCAAUAUAUCCUACUGCCCUACGGUUUCUCCUGUUCGGCGCAAGCACCCAACCAGUCCAAGCAGAAUACUCUGGCGAGCGGUGUACGAUCAGCAAUCGCGGCAGUCCAUGGGACUCGAUUCACAGCGGGACAAACGUGUUCUACACUGUAUGCUACCAACGGUGGUAGCAAUGACUACUUUACCGACGUGACUCCGGCAGAGUUUGCCUGGGCAAUCGAACUACGAGAUACUGGUUCGAACGGCUUUACUCUCCCCGCCAACCAGAUUAUUCCAUCCGGCGAAGAGUCAUGGGCAGGUCAGAAAUACCUCUGGGCGAACUUCUGAGAUGGCUCGGUGAUACUGGGACAAUGCCAGGGCCAGAGACGGCCUUCUACUAAAGUAAUGAUUACCA
Messenger RNA from Xylaria bambusicola, 1678 nucleotides. RefSeq lists its product as uncharacterized. Gene Ontology annotation, biological process: proteolysis. Lineage: Eukaryota; Fungi; Ascomycota; Sordariomycetes; Xylariales; Xylariaceae. The record is from RefSeq and is a predicted model, not a curated record. The coding region runs from base 313 to 1611 and encodes 432 amino acids. Gene Ontology annotation, molecular function: metallocarboxypeptidase activity; zinc ion binding. The transcript has 10 exons.